AGCCCCAAACGUUUGCUCGUUCCUCGGUUUCCUCCUCCUCCAUCAGCUGAGAUGGAGCUGGGAGCCUGGGAGCUCGACUCUAUGGCUCCAGGUCCAGGCAGGCCACUGUGUCUGUGUGUGAGCUAUUUGGAAAUUGGAAUUGGAAGGGGAGAAGAGCAAAGCUGCGAAAACCGUCAGAGCCAUGCACUGCCACUGCUGCUGCUCAUCGGCGUCGAUCCCCUCUACACUGGAUCGAGUUCCCCUAUGCGUCUGGACGCGGCGGAGCUCCAUCAAUCCCCUCCCCAAAUUGAGACGCCAGAUUGAUCGUGGAUGGCGAGGAGCGAGCGAUCGAUCGAUCAUCACGAGCAUUUGCCUCAACAACUCGUUCUGGGAAACAAAUGGGGGGAAUGAAUCGGAUCGGGAUUCGGGAGCGCGAGACCCGCGGCGGAAGCUUAAUUGGCAUUGUUGUUGUAGGCGCCGCCGCCGCCGCCCACACCGCGCAUCAACCAUCAAGUAGGGGAAGGGCUGAUUCGCCGCGGAUGAUGCGCGCCUCUCUGCUCGCUCCUCUCGAGUUGAGCGCUGAUCUCACCCCGCCGUUACCCAGUGCCAGGCACUUCGCCUCGAGGGGCUCAUGCUUCCUUGAACUCUGACCAGGAGGAGACUUCUUCAGAAUAUGUGACUACAAUCAAAAGAGGAAGGAGCAAUCCCAGGUAAUAAAUCAGUCAACUUCUUUACAGUAGUAGGUAAAAUGUGAUUACUUUCAAAACAUAGCAGAACAUUUAUGUUAUUUAUCUCUUAACUUGUUUACAUUAACUAUGCACUGGAAACAAUUUAAAUGCUCAUCUUCACUAAAUUCCGGAUAUUAGCAAUUUUUUUUUGUGCAGUAGAUUAUGUUGAUGCUCUCUUCUAAUUCAUGUUGCUAAUUUACUGUAGUUAGGAGGAACCCUGAGAAGUUUUUAACCAAGCUUCUUAUGUGUAUUUGAUACAUUGACUGUCUUGCAAACUUUGUUUAACAGGCAGGUACCUGAUCAUUGUAGAUAUAAAAAUAACUUCACCGAGCAAAUUUUUUUGUCAUGUUUUGGAUCCAUACUCUAUUCCCUCUUUAUUCUUCUCAUAAUUAUCCAAUGAUGAAAUAUUUGCCUUUUUAUUUUUGAGCUCUAAUUUAUGAGGAUCAUGAAUUGAGGGAUUACUUAUGUUUCUUUUGCUACAUGUGUUUCACGCGUUAUGCUUAAUCAGUUUGCCAUCUCGACCUGAAUUGGAUGUAUAUGCUGGUGCAGAUUUUUUUUGACCGAUUGUUUUUUCUCUUUCUGUUUAAAUCUUCCAGUUGUGAUUUUAUCAUAAGGUGCCUGUAUAUGUAAUUCCUUUGCUUGUACUCAUGCUUUCUUCUUUUGCUUUUGCUCUGCUUCUGCUCUUUGUUUCCUGGUUUGCUGCUUUCGAAAUGAACAGAUCAAUGGAUUGUUCUUGAGAUCCAUCAAAAUGAAGCUAGCAGGCCUAUGAUCCUUCUGUGGCCAAUACGAGCACCCUUUUGCAGGUAUUGCUUUAUUAUCAGAAUCUUAAAAAAUGACUACCCUUCCCUUUCAUGAAAACAACGUUUUACAGAUAAAUGUGAAUGCUCCUCUUGUCUGCAGUAGACCAGUAGUUUGAGUCUACCUUUCUGUAAGCCUCACUACAAUGUAUUUGUGACAACAAUACCACCUUCCUGUUCAUUGGCUAAACCCAGCACUACAGAUACUCUGGUGUCUGGUCGCUGUUUUAUUUACCAUAUCGUAGUGCUGAAAUUUCUCAGUGGUCUGUGUGUAUAAUGUGAAAGUCUUCACAAGAUCAUGAAGCAACAUUAUUUAUCUCAGUCCCACUCUUCGAGGUGUUCAAUUGUUCAUGCCUACUUGAUCAAAUAAAUGAUAUAGUACUUCAGCAAGCUAUUAUAUAUUGGCUCUUCUUUUCAAUCUCGGUCACUAGAUGUUGCUAGUCCUGCAACUUGGGUAGGUUCAGACUGAACCAUUCAGGGUGUUGCCCUAAUAUUUUGCACGCCAUUUCAAAAUCCAUCAGAGUCAACCUCAACUGUUGAAGUAGUCCACAUAUGUUAGGAAAACGGUGUUGCAUCACCUUCACUCAGGCUGAUAAGCCUUGUAUCCUGUAGAGUCUUUAGGGCCCGGCAUUCCUUUUCUCCUCAAAACCUCAUCCUAAGUGUCAUGUACAUAUCAGGUUUUAUUUUCAGGUUGACAAAUUGUUUCUUCAAGGUAAUCGAUCGUGAAAUGAUUGCUUCAUUGUUCAAGGCCCUAUAGCUACUCAUUGCUUUGCUUGAUUCAAAUAGAACGACUAUUACUACUUGUUCAAUUUCAUUGUGCUCAGUCUCUAUCUGAAAUUUCAAAUUGCAAUUACCGUUCUUAUUUGUUUCUUCAGUUGCAGGCCCUCAUGGUAAGCUCAACUGCACAUUACAGUUGAUAACAUCAAUGAGCAGGAUGUAGUGAGUGUUCUGGCAUCACCGAUCGUUCUGUUGGUAGUCUGCCUCACAAACUUUGUGCUUUACCAAAGCCUUGGCUGCACCUCAUUUGAAAAAUCAGGCCACUGUCACAUCGGCAAGCAUGCCACAUCAAAUACCUACAACAAUGAUAGCAAAUGUAGAUUAGUUAACUGCCACAUUAAGAAUGCCUUCGCUAGAAUAAAUCUUUGCAAGCAAGCUGCUUUAACAAAUUAUGUAUACUUGGAUUGCUAGCUUUAACAAGCUAUUUUAACUACAUGUUCAUUACACAACGAUUCAUAUUCGAGAGUAACAACAUCAUUUUGAUAAGGUUUUGCAUGGUUUGUUGCCAGUGGUAGAAACCAUGUGUACUAAUUACCAAAGUUCUGGAGAGAAAGGAACCAGACGGCAACAGUGCAACAGUCAAAAUGAUCUGCAAAGAAAGUCAAUGAUGUACUGUUGCUAGCAAUAAUCAACAAUAGAAAAAUGAUCUGCAUGUUGGUGACUUGUCCAAAUCAACAAUAGCUCCUAGCCUUUCUUUAUUAACUAGGAAUAUAUUAUUUACUACUGGUGUUGACAACUAAUCAAUUGCAAUAAGUAACGUGUUAGGUUAGUGUGGACAUAGAAAAAAAAUACUUAGUUUUAAAACACAUAUCACAAUUAUUUAUUUUUGUUGAUAGCAUUGCAUGUGGACAUACUCUGCUAAUAUGCUUCUUGCUCCAUUUACUUUAACAAGUUUUGGUGAACUUAAGUCAUUGUGCCCUGCAGCCUGUCUUGUUUCAAAAUAUAAUAUUGGCAAGGGGGUGACAAACCAGGUUGUCAGGGUUCUCAGGCCUUAUCAGGAAUCAUAGUUGCCACACACACACACACAGAGACAUACAGAAAGUGUUGCAACAUGUGCCUCAACAAUUUCCUUGUUCCAGCAAUCCAGGGUCGCUUUACCUCCCCUGCCUGAACACUCUAUGCUGCAGGUCAACGCAAGCUCACUCAAAGUGCUUCAACACCUCCAGCCAUCUCCAUUUUCAGAUCAGGCCACAAGCAUAGACGAUGGGGACAAUUUUAGUGUGUUUGUCAUCCAAAUGUUUAGAAAAGCUGGUUGGGAUACUGCGGGAGGAAUUUGUGAAGACAUUAUUUGUGAGAAGAGAUAUCAGGAGGCUCCGUGAAUCUCUGAAGUACUUUGAUUCUGUUCGUGAAGAUGCCGAUGCUUUGGCCUUGGAAAAUAGAGUGACAGGAACAUGGUGGAGUGAUGUGAAGGAUGUUAUGUAUGAUGUUGACGACAUUGUAGAUUUUUUGAGAGCUCACUCGUACAAGCAGCGAUGUUGUGAUCGUGUCCUGUUCUCUAGGCUGGCACAACUUCCACUUGAUUACAGGAUUGCCAGAAGAAUCAAAUAUGUAAAUGAAAGGCUUGUGCAAAUCACAAUGAACAGCAAGAUGUUUGUUCCACUGGCAAUGAGGAGUCCUCAAACUCUCCAAAGAAACGGUGUUAGUAGGUAUGUGGCUGCUUUGGUUGAUGAACUUGAUGUUGUCGGAAGAGAAAUCAAGGAAACUACUGAUGAUAUGGUUCAAAUGAUCAUUGGAUGUGGCCAUCAGAGCACCAUAUCAGUUUACGGGAUCCUAGGGAUGGGAGGAAUUGGCAAGACAACUUUAGCUCAGAAGAUAUACAAUGAUCGAAGGAUAAGGGAGAGGUUUCACCAUGUCCUUAUAUGGCUGUCAAUUUCUGAGAGCAUCUCAGAGACUGACUUGCUGAAGGAGGCCAUUGAAAAGGCAGGAGGACAGUCUUAUCAGGGCAAGAGUAAGGAUCAACUUCUACAAGCUCUACUAAAUUGUAUCACUGGACAAAGUAUCUUCCUUGUGUUGGAUAAUAUGACAAGUUCACAUAUCUGGAUUGAUCUUCUUCGGUCCCCAAUAGAGAGAUGUGCGGAUGCCCAUGUACUUGUUACCACAAGGAGCCGUGAUGUUUUGUCACAGAUGAACGCGAUACAUGUUCACGAAGUGCACAAGCUGAAGGAACAUGAUGGCCUGGAACUUCUUCAGAUCAUUCCGAACCGAAGACGAAAUAAAUGUAUUCGGUGAUAUUGGAUCACAGAUUGUCAAGAAAUGUGAUGGGCUUCCUCUUGCCAUCAAGGCCGUUGCAGGUGUCCUGUCCUCGAAGGCAACGAAGGAAGAAUGGGCUAGAGUCCUGGAGAGCAGAUGGUGUUAUGAAGGACUUCCAGAAGAAAUACAAGGCCCCUUGUAUUUAAGUUACAAUGACUUAUCCCCACAGCUUAAGAGCUGUUUCCUCUGGUGUGCCUUGAUGCCUCAAAAUUUCCAUAUUCACCGAGAUGUCACUUACUUCUGGAUUGCUGAAGGCUUUGUGAAGAAAGAGGGCAGCAGACCGAUACAGGAGGUAGCUGAAGAUUACUACCACGAGCUAAUCAUGAGAAAUCUACUGCAGGCAAGACCAGAGUACAUAGACAAGGGAAUUUCUACCAUGCAUGAUCUACUAAGGUUGCUUGGCCAAUACUUGACAAGAGACGUAGCCGUGUUCAUGGAUGAGGACGAAACCCCUCCAAAUGUUCGGCGUUUAGCGGUUGGCAACGCCGUUGAGGAAAUACCUGGUAUACAAGACCAGAAAAACCUACGGUGCCUCCUAGUGUAUCACCACGACGCAUGCAGAUCAGUCAAGAGGGACAUUUACAGGAAGCUGGAGCAUCUUCGCAUCUUAAUUCUAGUUGGAGCAGGCCUCCAGAGCAUACCAGAGUCAGUUGGGCACCUGGUGCUGUUGAGGCUGCUGGAUGUCAGCUGUAAUGAAGAAAUCAAGCAACUUCCGGGAUCCAUCGGAAACCUUACCUGCCUUGAACACCUCUCAGUGUCUGGUUGCGAAAAAUUGGCAUCGCUGCCGGCGAGUCUGAUGACGCUGUCCACGAUAAGCUUCCUCAAUAUAGGUGGCACAGCACUGACCCCAAGUUCCCAAAGGGAUCGGUAAUUUCCGAUGCAUGGAUAAUCUUCGAUCAGUUUUCCAAGAUGGUACUGGCGGGUUCCGAUUGGAUGAACUAGAUAGUCUCUCCAAGAUACGGCGCCUCUUGCUGAUCAAGCUGGAGAAAGCCUCACCGCCAGCUUCACCCGUGUUGUGCAACAAGCGUCACCUCAAAGAGCUCGGCCUUACCUGUACAAUGGGUGAAGAAGCUGAUUGUCGAACCAGCUACGAGGACAGUGAAGUGAAGAACAUCGAGGAGAUCUACAACAAGCUCUGUCCAUCACGAAAAUUGCAGUACAUCUUUAUAGAUGGGUUCCCUGGUGACGCGUUUCCAAAAUGGUUAUCUUCAGAGCCGCAGGACACACUGCCGAACCUGGCUCAUUUGCACUUCAACCACUGAAUAUCUUGUCCAGAGCUUCCGCCUGCAGGCCAGCUACCAAUGUUGCAGGUUCUUCAUGUCAAAGGGGCUGAUGCAGUUGUGAGCAUUGGCCAUGAACUCUUUGGUAAAGGGGUAGUGUCUCCAACACAUACCAUUAUAUUUCCAAAGCUUGAGCUGCUUGAGAUCGUUGACAUGUACAACUGGCAGAGUUGGUCGGUUAGCACAGAAAGCUUGUCUGAUGGCACAUCGGAAACCAUCUCACGAUCAGUCUUUCUUAUGCCAUGCAUCAGGUACCUGCAGCUGAUAAAUUGCCCAAAACUGAGAGCUCUCCCCGAAGAUCUGCACAGAAUUGUUAACCUACGAAGGGUUCUUAUAGAAGGUGUGCACAGCCUGCAGGAAAUCGUCUACCAUCCCGGAAUCGUCUGGCUCAAGGUCAAGAACAAUAAAAGCUUGAGGAGGAUAUCCAAUCUUUCUAAGUUGCAACUCUUACUUGCGCAGGACUGCUCGGAAUUGCAGCAGGCUGAGGAGCUUAGCUCGCUGAAAACCUUGUACAUGGUCGACUGUCCAAUGGAGCAAAUGUUCUGGGAUUGUUUCUCCAA
Molecule: messenger RNA, 6371 nt
Organism: Oryza sativa Japonica Group (Japanese rice)
Lineage: Eukaryota; Viridiplantae; Streptophyta; Magnoliopsida; Poales; Poaceae
Source: RefSeq, a predicted model, not a curated record